UCGAUUUUUCUUGGAGCGUCAGUGAUCACUGAUCAGUCCUAGAAAAUUGAUUGUAAGAUCAAAGAUGGCAGGAGUUUGUGCGUUUUGCUCAUUUUAGGCCUUGUCCUGUUUUAUUUGUAGGCAUUGGGAAGGUUAAUUGCUUGACUGAAGUCGUUAGUAUUGCUUAACUGUGGAGAGUGGUUUGAAAACAAUCUCGUCGGGCUUAGCCCUUGGAAGUGCGAACCUCGCACAUAUGGAAUUCUUCUAAUACGGCACUGUCAAAAAUGGAGCCUUAAAUCUUCGUUAUAUCGCUGCUUUUUGAUUAAUAUUGGGAAAUUCGGUUUUUUGGUUCUUUUAUUGGAAAGGGAAGCCUUCGUCGCCAUGGAGGAUCUGGAAUCAGGAUUACAGAACGGCCAAGCCGAGCAAACGGGAAGAAUUCUUGUCGGUCCUGGUGCCAAGAACGAUCUCCCAUUGCUCUUAUCUCAGAAUCUGAUAGCACUUAGUGAGGACCAAAAGGAAAAGAUUAAUAAGGCGAAAAAGUAUGCCACGGAGCAAAGUAUUAAGUAUGUGCUUAUGAAACAAACCUUGGCCCAUCAACAACAACAACAGAAGCAUCUUCAGCGACAACAAGCGCUUAUGUUAAUGUGUCGGGUGUAUGUUGGAAGUAUCAGUUUUGAACUGAAAGAAGAGACCAUAAAAACCGCGUUUCAUCCAUUUGGUCCAAUUAGAAGUGUGAACAUGUCAUACGAUCCUAUUCUGAAUAAACAUAAAGGAUUCGCUUUUGUUGAAUACGAAAUUCCUGAAGCAGCGCAGAUUGCAUUGGAGCAGAUGGGAGGUGCAAUCAUCGGAGGUCGGAAUAUUAAGGUUGGGCGACCGAGCAAUAUGCCUCAAGCCCAACCGCUUGUGGAAGAAAUUCUCGCGGAAGCGGCGCUGGGUAAUCGAAUUUAUUUAGCAAGUAUCCACGCGGAUAUAGCCGAAGACGAUCUCAAAAGUGUGUUCGAAGCCUUUGGGAAAAUAGUUAGCGUGACAUUGGCCAGAAUAUCGCCAACUAGUCGGCAUAAAGGGUAUGGAUACAUAGAAUACGAAAACACGCAGAGCGCGCAAGACGCCAUCGCUUCAAUGAAUAUGUUUGAUUUAGGUGGCAUGCACAUGAGAGUGGGCAAGUGUAUUAUGCCACCGAAUACAACUAUCCAGUCCAUGGUGCUGGUUCCGGGUGGACUCCCCGCCGCGUCCGCCGUGGCUGCUGCCGCUGUUACGGCUAAACUCCAAGCAUUGGAGGCUGUCGCAUCCCCAUCUUCGUCCAGUGUACGACGUCCAUCGCCUCCGCCUCCUCCAAGUGUCGUGAUUGCGCCGCCGGGAUUCACAGCAGCUGUUCCACCACCGAUUGGUGUAGUGAUUCCACAGAAACUUGGAGCUCGAAAAGAGGAGAAUGGAAUUAAUGGUGAUAAACAGCAAGCGGAAACUAAAAAGGAAACUGCUUCCAAUGAAGAUGACAUACCUCAGACUUUGCACCAUCAGGAAAAUAUGGUGAUUAAAGGCAGCAGUGCACGCCAUCUUAUCAUGCAAAAGCUUGUGCGACCGAAGGAUACGAGUGUGAUCGUAUUGCGGAACAUGGUAACUCCCGACGAAGUGGAUGGUGCUUUGAAAGCGGAGAUCGAGGAGGAAUGCUCGCAGUAUGGCGCAGUCAAACAUGUUGUUAUUUAUCAGGAGCGAGAAAAUGAAAGCCCAGAUGCGCCAACUAAUGUGAAGAUUUUUGUGGAAUUCGAGGGACCACAUGGUGCUGACAAAGCAAAGGCCGGACUUAAUGGGCGAUAUUUUGCUGGACGCAUUGUGAAGGCUGAUAUUUAUGAUCGAGAUCUCUUUGAGUACCAGGACUAUUCUGGCUAAAUUCCCUUAUGAUUUUUGGCUGUUAAUAUUUUUUAUGAGUUUUUCGUUCGCCGCAGCGUGUGUAUAAAUGCUGCUGAGUUAGUUACAAUGCUUCGGACUUCGUUGUUUUGGGUGUUUUAAGUGUAUUUUAUCUCAUUGUUUACCCGUAUAGUUUUGCAGCGAGGGUUAGGCGUGGUUAAAUCUGAUCGGGAAUGGCUUAUUCUCAGAAUUUUUGUUUAGGAAUUAAAAUUAUAUUCGAUUUCGAAA
Messenger RNA from Paramacrobiotus metropolitanus, 2112 nucleotides. Its product is annotated as poly(U)-binding-splicing factor PUF60-like. Gene Ontology annotation, molecular function: RNA binding. The record is from RefSeq and is a predicted model, not a curated record. Gene Ontology annotation, biological process: regulation of alternative mRNA splicing, via spliceosome; alternative mRNA splicing, via spliceosome; mRNA splice site recognition. Bases 361 to 1866 code for a protein of 501 amino acids. Gene Ontology annotation, cellular component: precatalytic spliceosome; catalytic step 2 spliceosome. The transcript is spliced from 10 exons. NCBI's taxonomy places the organism in Eukaryota, Metazoa, Tardigrada, Eutardigrada, Parachela, Macrobiotidae.